Paramacrobiotus metropolitanus is the source of this 534-nucleotide messenger RNA. Its product is annotated as secreted acidic protein 1A-like. The transcript has 2 exons. The coding region runs from base 1 to 534 and encodes 177 amino acids. NCBI's taxonomy places the organism in Eukaryota, Metazoa, Tardigrada, Eutardigrada, Parachela, Macrobiotidae. The record is from RefSeq and is a predicted model, not a curated record.
AUGAAACGGGCCGGCACACAGCCGACCAAAUCAUCCAAGCCGUCGACGUCGACUAAAGACCCCGAGCCCUCGACAUCGAAACAAUCCGAUGAGGAAUCCGACCAGAUCUUGGACAUCGAGACAAAGGAUUCGAUCUCCGACAAUGGAGAGGAAGAUCCAUAUGAAGGAUUUAAGGGUGACUUGAAGGAAAUCUUCAAGUAUGGAGCGGACACCGAUGAAUCACAAUGGCCGGCUCCAGACGACGUACGCCAGCGCCUCCCAGACGAACAGGAGAACGAUUCGAAGAAGGAAGAAACGGACUCAUCCGAAGACGACGAUGAGGGCGAUUCGUUCGACUACCAUACACCAAAAAACGGAUCGGAUAACGACGACGACGACGACAACGGUAAACCACCACCGUCGGCUCCGGCACCCCAGGGCGAACCGGAGAUAUCGGAUAAGCAACCCAAAGAAAAGGGCGGAGGCGACAAGGCCGACGAUCCUAAGGAAGAAGAAGACGACGGUGGAGUAUACGCCCCUCGUCACUACGGUUAA